Messenger RNA from Penicillium angulare, 2571 nucleotides. Its product is annotated as putative Sin3 complex subunit (Stb2). The record is from RefSeq and is a predicted model, not a curated record. The transcript has a single exon. Lineage: Eukaryota; Fungi; Ascomycota; Eurotiomycetes; Eurotiales; Aspergillaceae. Gene Ontology annotation, cellular component: Sin3-type complex. Bases 1 to 2571 code for a protein of 856 amino acids.
AUGUCGGUCAGCGCAACGGCCACAGCGGCCACAAGCCAUCGGGAAUCCUCCAAAGCGUCGGACCUCAUCGCAAGCCCCGCCUCGAAUACAAACGGCCAAGGCCUCGACCGAUUAGUGCCGCAGGGCCACCAGAGAUUCGUCUUCACCGAUGCAGUCGCGCUUCGCUAUCUGGAAGAGGACCCCUCUACCGAUGUUCUUCACCGCCGAGCAACCCUGCAAGGCUACGAAAUCUACAUCGUUGAACAAUGGGCUUGUUCUCGAGUUCAUCCGACCUUCGUGAUAUCGACAUAUACCGGUGACCCGUCACAUACUGUUAUGGUUGGCGUGUUAAGUGUCCCGAACGACGAAACUACGUGGUCUCCUCGACUUAAACUUUACUUCGACGCUGUGAAACAGUAUCAUGCCCGCAAGAAGGAAACACCACUUGGAACCGUCAUGGUGACAGACCUCGGUUCUUUCCCGUCAGCUCUUACUGUUAUACCAGUUCCGGAGGGAGACCUCAAGAAACACAGAGAGGAAUUCAUCGUCAAUGAGAACUUAAAGCGACUGGGUUGCGCUGGACGAGCGGGUCUCAAACUUCAACCUCCUUUACCGGCCACCGAAGCCAAAUUCUAUCAGGUAUAUCGAGCAAGUGAGCGGGUGCCUCUCUACAAUGCGGUGAUGGAGCUGGUGAAACAGUGCCAAAUUGCCUUAGUGGUGUUCGACAAGCUAGCCCCUGAAUAUGUGGAUGGCCUUCUGUGUGAUGUGACCGAGGCAGCUAUCGGUGAUUGGUGGGGUGAUAUCGGGGCUGAUUUAUACAACAUCGAGCCAAGUGACGGUGUCCUUGGCCCAACGAGUGUCUCUGCUAUCUUGGGAACGCUCCUUGGGGCUCGAAACCGGUUACACACGUAUGGCGCCCAAGUGGGCAAAGAUGCCUUUGAUAUCGACAAUCUCAAACGUGGUAUUGGAGGAUUUCAAAAAUCACAAAAAAUGGAACGAUCACGGAGGCUGGACCGAAAAACUCUAGAUCGUCUACAUCGCGCGACAGCUAAGGCUGCCAAUGCCGAAGGGUGGACGGACGCUGUCAAGUCUACCAUGGCUGAGCUCAGUGGACAGGGUGGUGAGAUGGUCAUGGGAAUGGUUCGUGGCCGUGAAAAGGGUGGUAUUGCCGACAUUGAAACCCUGGAUAUCGAGACAUUUAUCCAGUGUUGUUACGGAUCAAGAGCAAAAUGGCUUUGGCUUGGGAAACAUCGCAAGAGUCGGCCUGAUCACUCUUUCGUUCGCGCAUCAACAUCGGACAUGAUGUUCACGACUGAUGACCAAGGCGGUUAUCUUUGGACAAGCCGAAAAAAGCAUUCUGCAGAGGAUUUGCCAGCUGAGCGAACGGGCUCCAGUCACGACCGGCUGGGGAAGUUGCCCGAAACUAUUCAUACCGAAGAGAAGGACAUUCGCAAGAAAGGCGUGAGUGGGAGAGUUUCGGAUGCUCGAGCUGGCUUGGGUCGUUUCAAGGAUGCAGUUGGGCUCCCCGGUCUACGCUCACAUCAUAAAAACCCUCGUGAAGGCCCGGAACUGACCCAUGAUAUUGCCUAUAAUCCAUCUAUUGAGAGUGAUACAGAACAAUCUAUGUCUAAAACCAGAACUACUACUGGAUUAACGUCUGACUCCAAGCUGGAUGGGGAUCUAGAAUCUCGACCAGAGGAUGACCAGAGCACUCACCCCUCCGCUGGAGCCGAUUUGAAUACCGAGCUCAAGCCCCCUGAGAUCCACAUUGACCCUGUACCUACAAAUGUAGGAAAUGAGCCAAAUAUUCAGCAAACAGACCAUCUCCCAGCCCCACAACCACUCGCUGGGGUAGAAGAAGAAUCGGAUCUGGAACGCGCAAGAACACGGUCUACAGUGGCCUCAAGUGAGCAAGGCGACGCAGAUGACCCAAAACCAAUAUUGGCCUUUAUGGCCCUUCGCCGCGCCCAAAGCUGUACAGAGCUUCGAAGCAUUGAAAUUGGCUCCGAGCGACGUAAUGACCGAUGUCCAAGACACCUGUCCUUCAGUCAUGUUGAAGAAGUAGUGCAUGCUUCUACAUCAUUGACCCAACCACUAAAGGCCAAUGAAAAUUCCACCUUGGAUGACCUAGUUACUCAAGAAGACAUUCUGGCAUCAGAUGCCCGUAUAUGCACUUCGCGAAUAUUGGAAUUGGAUAAGCAGACUGCUCCAUGGGUUGAACGCCAAGUGGCAUCUGUGGAUGAAUUGACCAGCACCCUCCAUGACCAACACGAAGAAUUGCACUCGAUCUAUCUGGAGCGCUUUGGUGAUUAUCAGCGUCUACGAGAGAGAUCCAGCGAUCUCCUGACUGACGAGAAUUCUUACCUGCACGACAGUGUUAAACGGGUCGAGCUACUCGGUGCCAAACUGGACUAUGAGCUCCAUGUCCUCGAAUCUAAAGUUGAAGACAUGGAGGAAGGCUUGACCGAUUUUGAGCGACACAUAGUCAAUGUGGAAACUCGAGUUAAAGGUCUACUUCAGGGCGAGGAAGAACAAAGCACCUCUUGGAUGACUUGGGUUCGGCAAUCCCUCGGCUUCCCAGUCUCCUCAUAA